This is a messenger RNA of Linum trigynum, 2007 nucleotides long. The record is from the annotation of a GenBank genome assembly. Lineage: Eukaryota; Viridiplantae; Streptophyta; Magnoliopsida; Malpighiales; Linaceae.
GAAAAUCAAAUUAAUAUCUUUAAGAGAGAAAGAACCCUGGUAAAGGCUGUGAUCCAGCAAUUCCUACAUUUGUAAUGUGCAUUUUCUUACUACCGAAGACAACCACGUAAAAAUGGAUGCCGUGCUCAAAGUGGGGGUGAGCACUAGGCGGGUAACUCACCGAACCCACCCAAAUCCACCAUAGUAUGGGUGGGUAUAGUGGAUGGAUGUGGGUUAUUUCCAGUCUAACCCGUCAUGAAUCGGUGUGGUUUGAACCCACCCAUAAUAGAAAUUAAAUCGCUAAAACUCCUCCUCCAAACACUGGGUUAAAUGCAUGGCGUGCCACUUAAGUAUAAGAUAUGUUGCACACUAACCCGUUAACUUAUUUUUGUGCUACGUACUCUAUACUUACGUGGUACGCAUGCAUUUAACCCUUCUAACACUCCUUAUUGGAGCAAAAUUCUUUAUGGUGUGGCUAGAAUGCCAAAUGUAGCCCCAAACAUUUUAAACUUUGGCACUCUUUAUUGAGAUGGUUUUCGUGCAAAUUGGGUUGCACGUUCAUGUGCUCAUAAUAUCCUCCUGCAGGACUGAAUCAAUACUCGAUAUCAUGUCUCCCUAUUGUAAUUUUACGUGAAAACAUGAUUAUGAAAAUGCACAAAACUAAUGUGUUGUAAGAAAUAAAGAUAGAUUGUCGAUCUAGCAAUCGAGUCGGGCUGGAUAAUUUCGGAUCGGGGAUCUCGAGUUACGGGUCAUCACAGGCGAAUCUUGUUUGGGUUGGCUGAUUUUGAAUCAAAUAUUGACCCAAUCCAAAACUUUUGGGUCGGGUUUCAAGUUACGAGCGUUCUCAGAAACAAGAAUAAAUAUGCUUCAUAUUUUUUUAAAGAAAUACAAAUUUUCAUAUAAUUAUGUCAAUAAUUUGUCUAACACAUGUCAAUUCAUAUAUGCUCAAAUCCUCACAUGUUAAUUAAAGGAAAUACAGGCCGCACAAAUCUAAAAAAAAAAUGGUCAUGAGAGUAAUACUAGUACAAGAAGCACGUGAUAUUUGAUUAUUCCUACACUCCAAACUUGUUUUUCAUAUCGUUGUGAAUUUUGUUAAGCAUAUCACUGAUUCUAUCAUUUUGGGAAUGAGAGAUGAUAUGGAACUCGUUAAAUGGAUCGAUCCGGUGACGGGUGACCCAUCCAAUCCAACCAAAAAAAUUGCGGGUCAAUCCGGGUUAUAAAAACCUCAACCACCAAUUUUAAUUUGGUUCGGGUGGGCAUAAUUCGCUAGGUCUAAAUUUGAUUGGGUAAAACCCGAACCGAAGGUGAAGAGUCAAGACCCGCCCCGAGAGAUGGAAUGUGGUGAGAUGUGGGAGGGAUAUAUAUGUAAAUUUAUCGAUUCCACUAGCAAAAAGCGAAGCUCUCGCUUUCGAUUCGAAGACCGCCGAGCCCGAGAGAAAGGAGGAAGAAAAUACUGCUGAAGCCAGAGGAGAGGCAAAAUAGCUGGACGGCGAGAGCGAACAGUCAGUUUCCGGUCUCGCUUCUCUUUCUUUCACACCGCGCAAACAUGUUGUUCUUCUCUUACUUCAAAGACCUGGUGGGCAGAGAAGUGACGGUGGAGCUCAAGAAUGAUUUGGCAAUAAGAGGAACCCUUCACUCUGUGGAUCAAUACCUCAACAUCAAGCUCGAGAACACUCGCGUUGUUGACCAAGACAAGUACCCUCACAUGCUUUCAGUGAGGAACUGUUUCAUCAGGGGGUCCGUGGUUAGAUAUGUUCAGCUACCUCCGGAUGGCGUUGAUGUAGAUCUGCUUCACGAUGCUACCAGGAGAGAGGCUCGUGGCGGUUGAAUGUUUUUUCUGUGUCAAACCAUUUCCUCAUGUACCAUGUCGCUCAGUAGUUGAUGUAACUGUUCAACCUCUAUACAAAGCUCUCUUAACAAUCAAAAUGUUGCUUUCUAUGAAAGGCAAAGUAGGAAGUUACAUAAACAGAGACGAGGCAUGGGAGCACCAUGAUUGUUUUUAACAUUUCUGCUAUUACAUGGAACCUG